ACGACAUCCUGUCGCCAAACUUAGCAGACAGCCAGAAUGGAGCAACUACCGAAAGUAUUCCCCCUGAAGUGUGCUGUACAAAAAUACCUGUGGGGCAAAAUAGGACAUGACAGUGAAGUUGCCCAGCUCUCUCUGAGUGCAGACCCCAGUUUUGAAGUUGAUGAGAACUCAACAUAUGCAGAGUUGUGGAUGGGCACACAUCCCAAUGGACCAUCCAGGAUCAUUUCCAGCUCAGGAGAUGCUGACAUUGAUUUAGGAGCCUGGGUCCAAAAGAAUGCUGAUAGUAUAGGAACAGAAAUGGAGAAAAAUAAGAAUCUUUCCUUCUUAUUUAAAGUCCUCUCUGUCAAAACAGCCCUGUCCAUUCAGGCUCAUCCAAACAAGGUGCUAGCUGAAUUGAUACACAAAGAAAAACCAGAGCUUUACAAAGAUCCUAACCACAAACCAGAAAUGGCCAUAGCUUUGACCCCUUUCAAGGGACUCUGUGGAUUCAGGCCAAUCAAAGAAGUAGCUGGAUAUCUGAAAUACAUUGAAGAGUUCCGUACAGCUGUUGGUGGCCAGUACGCAGUGAAGCUGCUUACAGCCAGUAAAUGUAUGGACCAAAAACUCCAUAUAGAGGCGAUGAAGGACUGCUUCUCUGGACUGAUGAACCAGAAAAAGGAUGUGAUCCAUGCCCAACUUAGCAGUCUCAUCAACCAUGUGACAGAACUGGAAAAAGAGGGCAAGGACACCAGUCAGUAUGAAGCGGAUGUUUUAUUGAAAGUAAACAGAGAAUUCCCAGGAGAUGUGGGGUGCUUUGCCAUCUACUUCCUGAAUGUUGUCAAUUUGAAUCCAGGAGAGGCAAUGUUUCUUCGUGCUAGCUUGCCACAUGCAUACCUGUCAGGAGACUGUAUAGAAUGCAUGGCCUGCUCUGACAACACUAUAAGGGCUGGUUUGACACCGAAGCACCGAGAUGUAAACCUCCUUUGUGAGAUGUUAGACUAUAAUAGUCUGUCUGUGGCCAAAACUAAGUUCAGACCGAUCCAGCGAGGAAAUGUGACCUACUAUAAACCAGACAUUGAAGAUUUCAUGGUGACCAAAGUCGAGGUACCAGCUGACUCAACCAGUGGAGUGCUACACAGUAUAGACAGUGCCAGCAUCUGUAUCGUCAUUCAGGGGGAGGGCCAAGCUUCGUCUUGUUCAUUGGUCAGUGCUUUGGACUUGUCUAAGGGGUCCGUCUUCUUUAUUGCUGCUAACGAGGAAGUCCAUCUCACCGUCAGCUCACAAGGAAUGGUGGUGUACCGGGCUUCCUACAGCGUCAAGAUACCGUCAGCCUAACCAACCACAUCAAACUUACAACAACAGAUACUGGGGAUUAGUACAACAACAGAUACUGGGGAUUAGUACAACAACAGAUACUGGGGUUUAGUACAACAACAGAUACUGGGGAUUAGUACAACAACAGAUACUGGGGAUAAGUACAACAACAGAUACUGGGGAUUAGUACAACAACAUAUACUGGGGAUUAGUACAACAACAGAUACUGGGGAUUAGUACAACAACAGAUACUUGGGAUUAGUACAACAACAGACACUGGGGAUUAGUACAACAACAGAUACUGGAGGAUUAGUACAACAACAGAUACUGGAGGAUUAGUACAACAACAGAUACUGGGGAUUAGUACAACAACAGAUACUGGGGAUUAGUACAA
This is a messenger RNA of Pecten maximus, 1687 nucleotides long. RefSeq names its product mannose-6-phosphate isomerase-like. Gene Ontology annotation, biological process: carbohydrate metabolic process; GDP-mannose biosynthetic process. The transcript has 8 exons. Gene Ontology annotation, molecular function: mannose-6-phosphate isomerase activity; zinc ion binding. Gene Ontology annotation, cellular component: cytosol. The coding region runs from base 37 to 1314 and encodes 425 amino acids. NCBI's taxonomy places the organism in Eukaryota, Metazoa, Mollusca, Bivalvia, Pectinida, Pectinidae. The record is from RefSeq and is a predicted model, not a curated record.